Phragmites australis (common reed) is the source of this 2953-nucleotide messenger RNA. Its product is annotated as protein RKD5-like. The record is from RefSeq and is a predicted model, not a curated record. Bases 1763 to 2716 code for a protein of 317 amino acids. Gene Ontology annotation, molecular function: DNA-binding transcription factor activity. Lineage: Eukaryota; Viridiplantae; Streptophyta; Magnoliopsida; Poales; Poaceae. The transcript has 8 exons.
GCAAUCAAUACUCCUCGUACAGCGAAACCUAACCGCUCACUACCAAAUGAACGUGCCAUAUCGUGUCCGCCCGUGACUGCCUACCCCGACGUCCGCCAUCUCCAUGGCCACACGAGAUGAAGAGCAUGCAGUGCAGGGGCGAAGCCUCCGUCGGUGCUAGCGGCUUUGUCGGUCUCGAGCACCACUCCGGCCGUCCCCUCGGAGUCCCCUAGCACCGGUGGAGUUGAGGAAGGUUGGGUGGCGCAGCACCGGUUGUGGCUCGGUCGGGAAGGGAGGCCUUUCCUUCUGGCCGGAGGAAGGACUGAAGGAGUAGUGUACGCCGCGGCCUGUGGGCUGGUGAUUCCUCAGAGGCUGACGAUAUGAUCCUGGACAGCGCAGCAACGGCCUGCCGCUCUGCGUCAAGACGGCGAGCUGGGUGCCCAAGGUCGGUCUGGAGCCGGCCGGGCGCGCGCGCGCGCGCAAGGUGUUCGACAGAAUGACCCAGGGCGGGUGUUGUGCCCCAAAGCGCGCAGCUUCAGGGCACUGGUCGUGGGGUGAACACAAGGGUUGUAUACAUAGAUGUACUCUGCGAUUUCUGCGUCAAUCGUGGAUAGACUGGACAAAUGGGCAAAUGGCAACCGAGUCACACAGCAAAGUUAUAGUUACAAGUUAGAAAGGACAGCGCCAUCAGCAUUGGCCUUUGGGAACCUGAGACAACGGUAAAAGAAUGACAACAUGGAGGGAAAGAUGACCCAUGUUUCAUUAAGUUGGGUGUUAUGUUCGAACCCUGGGGUGCUGGGUGAACCUGAGACAAUGAUGUCAGGACGGUGAGAGUUGAGGCUGGUUGUCACACGAUUUAGGGCACUGAAUAAGUUGAAGAAAGCCUCCAAUUUCGUUGUGCUUGGUCAGAUUCCUCCUCUAUGCAAGAGCCAUGGAACACAAGCAAUUUGUAAAUGAUACAAGACACAAAAGCCUGGAAGUGCAUAAGCAAAUAUGCAAAUGUGCUUCUCUCUCUCUCAGGCUAAAUUUGCCUUUCUUAAUGUUAACUAAUUUCUAUGUUUUCAGGGUCUCCAGUGAAAUGAAUUGCCAAUUGCCACAUACAUGAUACAAAAUAGGCAUGGAUUGUUGGCUCAUCACAACACACAUAAACAGCUCUGAAAAUUAUCAAGGAAAACAAAGCUACCUUUGAUUAUCAAAGGCUAUCACGGCACAGUGUAAAAUGCAUGACGCGCCCAUCCUUACUUGUCUGUCAGAAUUCAGACUCCCUAGUCCUUGAAAUUCGGCUUCAGGUGUACUGAUCGGUUCAGCAGAAACCUCACUUGCUGUUCAAGUGUGAAGUUUUCAGUUCUGUUCUUUCUCCAGUUUUGAGUAACUCAAGAUGCUGUAGUAUUGCUUGUGCAGAUCACUUGCUGCACUGUCGAAGCUUGUAGACGUGCAAAGCCGAGCACUUGCUAUGGGUGUGGCGGCGUCACUGCCGCAAGACUGCCGAGCUGGCUGGCUGCAAGUUUUGCUGCUGCUCAUCGCUCGCAACCAAAGGCAUGCAGAAGCUGUGAAGCAAGAGGACAAGCCAAAACCAACCAACUCCAGCCAGUCCAGGCUCCUCCUUUUUCACGCUGUUGUCCGCCUCUCUCUCGCUGCUCACGCUAUUUGGCCACCCAGCUUGUGGAUGCCACGCUGCUGGUGAUAAGCCCCCAGAUUUUCGCUUGAGACUGAGCGGGCAUUCGUCCAAGUAGGCACAUGAAAACAGGAGGCCGUUGAGGGGGGCUUGACUGGGAGUGAAGGCAUGCAAGUGGAGUCGACCAGAACUCCAGAACAAAGCGCCGUGAGGAGCGUGCACGGAUACAAGGUGGUCGGGAGGAAAACCGGGGUGGGGUGGGUCCGGUGGGAGAGGUGGGUGGAGCGAGGGUUCGUCCUCUCUGCCGCCGCGUGCCGCGAGGUCGGCGUGCCUGCUGCCGCGCCGCGGAUACUGCUUGCGGAGUGUCGUGGCCGGCCGGUGUUCCGCGAGGGGCAGACGGUGGGCGCCUGGCGCUGCAUUGUGGCGUUCGAUUCCGUCGCCGCCGUCGCGCCGUCUUCCCCGCCGCCGCCCGUGCUCUCCCCAUUCGGGAAUCCGCAACUGAAGUGUCUGCCUAACUUGUAUAACGACCUGGAGAAGGUGUUUCGGUUUCAAACUGUGGAAAAGGUCCCAAAGCUUCAAACGAGGAGAAAAAUCAUCCAUUACGGUGAGCAGGAGAAAACUUCUGAUGAUGCUGAUCAUGCAUCGGAGUCUGAUUCUGAUGAGGAUUCUCAAUCUGAGCUUCCACCACUAGUCCAGAAGCAUCCGAGAGCCAGCCGGAAGUAUAUAGCCAGCAUUACAUUAGUUGACAUAGCUCAGUACUUCCAUCUUCCAAUAAGAGAAGCUUCAAAGACUCUGAAGAUCGGGGUCAGCAUACUAAAGAAGAAAUGCCGACAAUAUGGGAUACCUCGCUGGCCUCACCGGAAAAUCAAGUCGCUUGACUCCCUCAUUCACGAUCUUGAGUAUGUGCUUGAAGACAAGACAAGAGAUGAUGUGGAGAAGCAGAAGGAAAAGGAGAAGCAGGUUGCUGCAAUAAAGGCCCUUACAAAGCGGAAGAGGAUGCUGGAGACUGAGAAGGAGACGAUACAGCAGAAGCCGGCCUUGGACCUGAUGGCUGAAACCAAGCAGUUCAGGGAAGAUGUUUUUAAGAGGAGAUACAGAGCGAAAAAUGCAUCCAGCGAUUAGCUUCUCUCAUUUCCUUUUUAGACUAUACAUUGAGCUUCCAAGUCCAGUGUAGCAAGUAGAAAACUGCUUGGACAGAUCGGAUAGUGGCGUGUCAAAACUGGUCAGUGCUAUCCGGUGUAACUCAAAUCUGGUGUAAACAGAUGAUAGCUGAUCCAUGUUCUCCACCAUUUUUUCAGACUAUGCUAGCUCCUCGUUAUAUAACUUUUUUGUGUUCUGAUGAUGAUACUGUUGAUGGCA